UUGACACAAUUUCCUCUACUGGUUGGGAAUAUUUAAACAAUAAACUGUACGUCUUUGCACCAGCGUCUUCGAAGCGUCACAAUCUCUUUUUUGGGCGUCUUUCGGCAUGGUCGGGCUUGAGAACUUCGAGCUAGCUGGCAUCAAAAGCUACACCCGGUUCUGGGGUCUCCUGAUGUUUGGUUCAUACUCCGUGAUCAACGUGAUUGUCCUAUUGAACCUGCUCAUCGCUAUGAUGUCUAACUCUUAUGCUAUGAUCGAUGAGCACUCGGAUGUUGAAUGGAAAUUUGCCAGGACCCGCCUUUGGAUGAGCUAUUUCGAGGAGAGUGCUACUCUACCACCACCAUUUAAUAUCAUGCCAACUCCGAAACUCUUCCUAAAGGUGCUUGGACUCCGAAAGAAGGAUAAAUUAAGAAAGAUGAAAUUAAAGGAACAAAAAGAAAAAGAACACGAUGUCCGUUACACGGCAGUGAUGCGUGCGCUUGUCUGGCGAUACGUCUCCGCCAUGCACAGAAAGAUGGAUGAUGAGCCAGUGACAGAAGACGAUAUCAACGAGCUGAAGGGAGACGUGUCAGCGUUGCGAUAUGAACUCCUCGAAGUGUUCGAUAGGAACGGAAUGGAUGUAUCCUUCACUGACAAAAAAGAAAAGACUGUUCUCGGCAGCAAGCAAAAAGUUUGGGAGCGACGUCUGAUGAAAGACUUCCAAAUUGCCGUGGCGGGAGUCGAAGAGGAGAAGCCUGCAAACGAAGACGGACUCUCUAGGUUCCGCAGGAUUGCCAAGAUGGCGAUCGCAAAUACUACCAACGCUAAAUGGGACCAGACCCUGGCGGGAACGGGUAUUUCAUCUCAAAUCGGACGUUGUCGCAGUCGGGAAUCCUUCAAGAAUCAACAGAAUCUACAGCGCGCUAUGGAAGAGGCCAGAAAACUUGUCUUACGGUCUCCCCUACCAGGUUCUCGGGCCGGUACUCCUAUAGAAAUGCCAGUGACUCCCGGACACACCCUGCUGGAGCUGAUAAAAGAUAUCUCGACUGAAGUAGGAGAGCCAGUCGACAUUAAUUCUCCUGCCACUAAAUCCCCUAUGAAACCUUCAGGAGAAGGUGCAGCUGGACUCCUACUGUCUGCUGGUGGAGCAAGUCGACCUAUCACUCCCAAGCCACGUACUCCAAGUCCUGUGCCUCCCAAGCCACUGGCGAAAGCGGCCUCGCCUGAUCCAUCAUCACGGGGACCUAGCCCAGUGCCUAAAGUAGUCAGUCCGGUACCCGAGUCAUCAAGUCCUGUGCCAAAAUUGAGCAGCCCCACUCCUGAGGGAGCGACUUCUCCACAACCUGAACCAAGUCCACUGAAGGCAAAACGUGUUACCGGCGAAUCACCUCCGAAGGUUAUCAAAAGGAAAACACCAGGACCCCCGUCACAAGGUGACCACCAGCAGGCGUCAGAAACAACUGUAGAUGACGGUAAGACGCCAGAGGAUAUAGCCGUCGCGAGACCAGUAGCCCCGGAGAUCAAGCCUACUGAAGGUGCCAUACCGCCUCCUCCACCGCCGCCAAGCAAACCAAAGGCGCCGUUAGCUCCAAGCAUGGAAGUGACACCAUGUACUCCUCCAACACACGCCCCAGCUCCAGUGACUGAUUCCAAACCUCCUUCUCCACCGAAAGCUGUUACUCCAAAGCGAGCCACUUCCCCACAGCCAUCGACUUCCACAUCCACGCGACCACCGACCCCGCCUUCGCCACCGAAUCGCCUAACAUCAACAUCAAGCACCGAGCAACUCAUACCACCAGCAUCGCCAGAGCCGCUUCGUCCGGUCAAGAAGAUUGAAGAAGUCAAAACCAUUAAGCGUCAACCGAAAACUGGAUGGCUAUAAUUAUUAAACAUACUGCAAUUGGUACCACAGUAAAAUCGUUACAGAGUCUUUAUAAGACUUUUUUGUUUCAAUUUUAUUGUCCAUUGUUAUGGACUUCUUGUGUUCUUUUUUACCAAUUACCAAAAUACCAAAUUUAAGCCAAUACUCGUCCUUUAUACAACCUAUUUUCGAAAAACUCAACACAAAGCAGGUUGGUAGAUAAAAAAACCUUUAUUCACGAAUAAAAAUUGAAAUGCAUCAAUAACAUCGGAAUGAUCGGAUUGACAGAUGCGAGCCGAGUGGUAGUGUCAGAGCGUCAAAUUCGCGACUAGUGUGAAUGUCUGAUAGACCGCCGAUGUCGCUCUAUUACACCCGACAUUCGAUAUCCUAUUGAUCAAUGACAAUUUUUAUGUCGUAAGGUUUCGGAUCACGUCUACUUAAAAUGUCGUUGCCGGUUUUCAGGCAAGGACAAUCUUGAUUUGAUUUAAAUUUGAAUCAGACUUUUUGUUUCACAUUUAUUAGAUUUCUUUUCGAUCCGAAAGACAUUUAAGAAAAAGCGUUUCUUCUGCCAUAAAGCCUUUUAUUUAC
Bombyx mandarina (wild silkworm) is the source of this 2428-nucleotide messenger RNA. It is a transcript of the gene trpl, whose product is annotated as transient receptor potential-like. Gene Ontology annotation, cellular component: cation channel complex; plasma membrane. Gene Ontology annotation, biological process: calcium ion transmembrane transport; regulation of cytosolic calcium ion concentration. NCBI's taxonomy places the organism in Eukaryota, Metazoa, Arthropoda, Insecta, Lepidoptera, Bombycidae. The record is from RefSeq and is a predicted model, not a curated record. Gene Ontology annotation, molecular function: protein binding; store-operated calcium channel activity; inositol 1,4,5 trisphosphate binding.